AGAAACGUUUUUAUUUGAGUUGUUACUAUAUUUACGGCUUCCAUUACACAUAAACACGUUCUAUAUAAUUUUGAUGAUCAUGGACGACAAGAGCACUCGAACCAUGACCGAGGAGAAAAGUCGAAAGGAAGAGGUUGAAGAAAACAAUUAUGAAAUGCUGGAAAAAGAGUUCCAGGAGGUUCUCAGUGAGCUCGCUGGAGAUGCAAACCUCGAAAAAUUCCACGUUGAAUAUGAAAAGCUGACCAAAGCCCUGAAGAAAUCUCAUGAGAAUGAGAAACGACUCAUGGCCAAGUGCAGGGAGCUAAAUGCGGAGAUCGUGUCCAACGCUACCAAAAUGACCACCGCUCUCAAGUUGUCCCAAGAGGAUAAAAUAACGAUAUCGUCCCUGAAAAAGGAAGUGGAAAAGGCCUGGGAAAUGGUGGAUACUGCUAAUGAUAAAGAGCAGAGAGCCAAAGAAACAAUAGAAGGUUUAAAGGAAGAAAUUGCAAACCUGACCAAGAUUGUGGAGAAGAGAGCAAGUGCAUCUGCGGGUAAAGAUCAUACUGUGACUGAUUUGCAGAAAAUCAAAGAGGAUCUCACCAAGGAAAGAGAUGAGCUCCUUACCGAGGUGGUAAAUUUACGGGAGAGUCUCGCCAAGGCCUCCAUGAAUCAACAAGAGAUGGAAGCCCAGAAAGAGAAGGCCGUAGAAACAAUCUCUCAGCUCCAGCAAGACAUACAAGUGCACCAGAAUGAGGUCUCCCGUGAGACCCGUAAGAAGGAGAAGCUGGAGAAGGAGGUGAAACAGCUGCAAGCCGACCUGGAUGCCAAGCAAUCGGAGAUCAGAGUGCUGAAUCUGCAGAGCCAGCGCAGCAGGGAGGAGCAGCAGAAGCUGGAGCAGCAGCUGCGGGAGCAGAAGGUGCUCAACGAGAGAGUGACUAAAGAGCUGGAGCAGAUGCAAGUGAGAAAUACGAAGCUGCAGCAGGAGAACGAGCAGAACACUCUGAGCCUGGAGGAGCUUUCCCUCGAGAACCAACAAAGGGCAUCGGAUCUGAAGAUAAAAGAAGAGGAGGUGAAUCAGAUGCGUCAGGAGAUAUCGAAGCUAACGAAGAUGAGAGAAGCCACCCAGAGGAAACUCCGCCACAUGGAGGACCUCAAAGCGGAGCUGGAGAAACAGAGGGAGAUACUGAAGAACCAAAUCGCUGGCUUGGAGAAAGAAAUUGAAUCCUCCAAAAAACAUCUGGAAUCUGACAAGAAAGUCAUAGACGAACUGGUGAGAGAGAAAGAGCUCUUGAACAAGAACAUGAUCAAGGCUGCCAGUGUCUCAGAGAAGCAUUUGAAUAUGGUGAAGCUUCAUGAGCAGUCGAAGAAGAUUCUGGACCGAGAGAUCAUGAACUACAGGGAUGAAGCUCAGAAACAGCGGAAGAUCAUCUACCAGCUGGAGAAAGAGCGCGACCGCUACAUUAACGAAGCCAGCGAUCUCACGCAAAAGGUCCUCCAACACAUGGAGGACAUUAAAGUGCGGGAGAUGCAAGUCUUUGACUACAAAAAAAAGAUCGCUGAGGCCGAGACGAAGCUCAAGCAGCAACAGAACCUCUACGAGGCAGUGAGAUCUGACAGGAACCUCUACAGCAAGAACCUCAUUGAAGCCCAGGAUGAGAUAACGGAAUUGAAACGGAAACUGAAGGCCAUGAACCACCAAAUCGACCAGCUCAAAGAGGAGAUAAAUGGAAAGGAGGCGGCCCUCAUGAGGGAGCACCUCGAAUUUCAGCGCGUGGAGAAAGACAAAGAAGCUCUCAAGGCGGAGCUUCAGAAGAUGAAGCAGCAGGCCCAGGAGACAAAGCAGUUCAUUGACAAUCAGGAGGCAGAGGAGCGAAAGCUGCUCAAGAUCAUCGCCGACGCUGAUGCUGAGAGGCUGAGACAGAAGAAGGAAUUGGAUCAGGUAAUCAGUGAGCGUGACAUUCUGGGAACACAGCUGGUGCGCCGCAAUGACGAACUGGCACUCCUCUAUGAGAAGAUUAAGAUCCAGCAGUCCAUACUGAACAAGGGGGAGGUCCAGUACAACCAGAGGGUGGAGGACAUCAGACUGCUGAAGAUGGAAAUCAAGAAACUGAGACGGGAAAAAAGCAUCCUGACCAAAACGAUGUCCAAUGUUGAAGGACUUAGGCGGGAGGUAUACCACAUGCAAAAGGAACUUCUUAAAGAACAAACAAGGUGUAAAGCUUUGGAGGAGGAGCUUGAGAAUCCUCUGAAUGUGCAUCGAUGGAGAAAGCUGGAGGCCAGUGACCCGAGCACCUAUGAACUGAUCCAGAAGAUUCACUCCCUACAAAGGCGUCUGAUAACAAAGAGCGAGGAGGUGGUGGAAAAAGAGCUUUUAUUGCAGGAGAAGGAGAAGCUGUAUGUGGAGCUCAAACGCAUUCUUGCAAGGCAGCCUGGACCGGAGGCAGCGGAGCAGCUUCAGAUCUACCAACAGACACUGAGAGAGAAGACGAAACAGCUCAAGGCUUUGUCAUCGGAGCUCACCAUGUACGAGACACAAACACAAGAGUACAAAUAUGAGAUAGAAAGAUUGGCCCAGGAGCUGCAAAAUGUCAAGAAGAAGUACCUAACUCAGAAACGCAAGGAGCAGCAGUCCAGGGAUAAGGAGAGAAGCCUGGCCCAGGUGGAACACUCUGAGAUCCAGCCUCAGCGGACGGACGGCCCACGCUUCACAGGGGGAGGUUUUUGCCUCAAGCAGGCUGGAAAAAUCACAGCGUAGACCCGGCUCCCCACGCCUCUUGUUGUUCCGUCAAAUUAAACCGAGCUCUGUUGUAUCCAC
Molecule: messenger RNA, 2794 nt
Organism: Scleropages formosus (Asian bonytongue)
Lineage: Eukaryota; Metazoa; Chordata; Actinopteri; Osteoglossiformes; Osteoglossidae
Gene: cfap58
Product: cilia and flagella associated protein 58
Exons: 18
Coding region: 74-2734 (886 amino acids)
Cellular component (GO): cytoskeleton
Source: RefSeq, a predicted model, not a curated record